ACACUACAUUGUUAUUCAACAAUGGAGGUUCGCAGCCAUGCUCUUCUGCACAUAUAAAUACAAAUAUCCAAAUUAAAUCUAAAACCAAACUCACAUUCCCAUUUUCAUAGAUCUAAAUACCCAGAUUCCUUUUAUUGGAAUUAUCGCCUCUCUGCUCUUGAUUUUUUGGCCAUGGCAGAACAAUUACAGAAUUGGGUUCUUAUGGUGACUGCUCAAACACCCACAAAUAUAGCAGUGAUUAAGUAUUGGGGAAAGAGAGAUGAGGAUUUAAUUCUUGCUAUUAAUGAUAGUAUUAGUGUUACCCUUGAUCCUGCUCAUCUUUGUACCACUACAACUGUUGCUGUUAGUCCUGCUUUCAAUCAAGAUCGCAUGUGGCUCAAUGGAAAGGAAAUAUCCCUCUCCGGAGGCAGAUACCAAAACUGUCUUAGAGAAAUUCGAGCUCGUGCUAGUGACGUUGAGGAUGAGAAUAAGGGUAUCAAGAUCGCGAAAAAGGAUUGGCAGAACCUGCAUGUGCAUAUUGUUUCUUACAAUAAUUUUCCUACUGCUGCCGGUUUGGCUUCCUCGGCUGCUGGUUUUGCUUGCCUAGUUUUCUCCCUUGCAAAAUUGAUGAAUGUGCAAGAGGACAACGGGAAGCUUUCUGCCAUAGCACGGCAAGGUUCGGGAAGUGCUUGUCGAAGUUUGUAUGGAGGAUUCGUCAAGUGGAUCAUGGGAAAAGAGGAAAAUGGUAGCGAUAGCAUUGCUGUUCAGCUUGUAGACGAAAAGCACUGGGAUGAGCUUGUUAUCAUCAUUGCAGUGGUGAGCUCACGGCAGAAGGAAACAAGUAGUACCUCAGGAAUGCGUGAUACUGUUGAAACCAGUGCACUUAUAGAACACAGGGCAAAGGAAGUAGUACCAAAACGCAUUAUUCAUAUGGAAGAAGCUAUACAAAAUCGUGAUUUUCCAACUUUUGCUCAACUGACUUGUGCCGACAGCAACCAAUUUCAUGCAGUUUGCAUGGAUACUAGCCCUCCUAUAUUCUACAUGAAUGACACAUCUCAUAGGGUAAUUGGCUGUGUUGAGAAAUGGAACCGUUCAGAAGGAACUCCACAGGUUGCAUACACCUUCGAUGCUGGACCAAAUGCUGUUCUAAUUGCACGUAACAGAAAGGCUGCCACACUUAUGCUUCAGAGGCUUCUCUUCCACUUCCCUCCAAAUUCAGAUACUGAUCUAAACAGCUAUGUCAUAGGCGAUAAGUCAAUUCUGAAGGAUGCUGGGAUUCAGGACAUAAAGGAUGUGGAAGCAUUGCCGCCUCCACCUGAAAUUAAGGACAAAGUUCCAGCUCAGAAAUACAAGGGUGAAAUUAGCUACUUCAUCUGCACAAGACCAGGUAGAGGUCCAGUUUUGCUGACGGACGAUAGCCAUGCUCUCCUCAAUCCAGAAACUGGACUGCCCAAGUAAAAGAUCAAUUUUUUUUCUUUUUUUCGUACGAAUGUGCUUAGUUCUCGGGGCAACUCUAAGUCUUGAGAUCCAAGUGUUGCAGCCUCUUUAGCCUUUAAACGGUGGAGGCUGCUGCCAUUUUAAACUGGUUUUAGUUUGGAUGAAAUUUGAAUUCAAAGCUUUUGUUUGUAGCUUGGGCUCCUGUAUUGUUUUUCAGUUGAAUUAGCUGUGUACUCUUUCAUCUUUGAGCAAUGAAAUAAAAGUCUUCAAAGUUGCUUCUUU
Messenger RNA from Nicotiana tabacum (common tobacco), 1698 nucleotides. Its product is annotated as diphosphomevalonate decarboxylase 2. NCBI's taxonomy places the organism in Eukaryota, Viridiplantae, Streptophyta, Magnoliopsida, Solanales, Solanaceae. Gene Ontology annotation, biological process: isopentenyl diphosphate biosynthetic process, mevalonate pathway; isoprenoid biosynthetic process. Gene Ontology annotation, cellular component: cytosol. The record is from RefSeq and is a predicted model, not a curated record. Gene Ontology annotation, molecular function: diphosphomevalonate decarboxylase activity.